Oppiella nova is the source of this 399-nucleotide messenger RNA. Lineage: Eukaryota; Metazoa; Arthropoda; Arachnida; Sarcoptiformes; Oppiidae. The record is from the annotation of a GenBank genome assembly.
UAAAUUACAAAUUCACUGUAUAUUUGAAUCAUUAGUUUAUUUAUUUGUAAAUUUGAUUAAUUAUUUUCAAGUGAUAUUCAAAUCUCAUUACUGUAUUCACACGUGAUUUCAAUGAUAGCCUAAUAUAAUGCAGUGAUUGUCAUAAUAGUGGCCCUAAUUGUGGAGAUAAUAUCGGAUCACAUUUCUAAUCAAUUGCACCAUUAAUGGGACUCAUUGUGUGACUACCACUUGAUUAUCAUCGCAUCGAUUGUAAUUAUCACCAUAAGGAUCAGUUGACCAUUUGUAGACAUGAAUCGUGUGGAGAAUCGCAAAGUGUUUGCAAUUCAGGCCAAAAAGAAGAGAUCAAAGGCGCCGAAAGGGAAGCAUAAAAAGAGUGGUAAUACUCAGCAAACGGCCGCA